Messenger RNA from Exophiala spinifera, 1335 nucleotides. RefSeq lists its product as uncharacterized. NCBI's taxonomy places the organism in Eukaryota, Fungi, Ascomycota, Eurotiomycetes, Chaetothyriales, Herpotrichiellaceae. Gene Ontology annotation, molecular function: oxidoreductase activity; zinc ion binding. The record is from RefSeq and is a predicted model, not a curated record. Bases 1 to 1335 code for a protein of 444 amino acids. The transcript has 3 exons.
AUGACUUCCGCCGCAAAGAGACAUAUACUUAUUAGCCUGUCGCCCGUCGUCGGCUCAACCACUGAAGGUCUGCUGUUCUCCUACGGUAGACGACCCACGCAACAGAUACGUGCGGCUUUUGCAGGACGCUAUUGUGCGAGUUACGCCAGAAGUGCUGUGAACAAGACGUCCGCGCCAACCCGACAGCCAGCACACACAGCAACUUGUCAACAUAGCACUCCCGCCUUACACACGAAGAACUCCUGGAGUCAACGGAGCUACGCAACUGUCAGCAACGAUAAAUCAACUAUGAAGGCCCUCGUCUACAAAGGAACCGGCCAGUUUGCUCUGGAAGAUAAGCCAGUGCCUCAAGUUCAGGAACCCACGGAUGCUAUUGUUAAAGGCAGGGGCUUCCUUUAUACCACAAUCUGUGGUACUGAUCUCCACAUCGUUAAGGGAGAUGUAGCGACUUGCACUCCCGGUCGGAUUUUGGGCCAUGAAGGUGUUGGAAUAAUACACGAGCCAGGUGCAGCGGUCUCACGAUUCAAGAAGGGCGACCACGUCCUGAUCAACUGCAUCUCCAGCUGUGCCACAUGCGAAUACUGCCGACGCGGGAUGUACAGUCAUUGUGUCAAGGGCGGAUGGAUUCUAGGAAACACGAUCGAUGGAACCCAGUCGGAGUACGUAAGGAUUCCUGUUGCAGACUCCAGUCUCCACGCUGUGCCUCAAGGAGUGGAUGAGAAGGCAUUGGUAAUGUUUUCUGACAUCCUGCCGACUGGCAAUGAAUGCGGGACAAUCAAUGCCAACGUACAGCCCGGGUCGACGGUCGCCAUCGUAGGCGCUGGUCCCGUUGGUUUGGCCGCACUCAUGACGGCGCGCCUCUACUCACCAAGCUUGAUCAUUGUGAUUGACCAGGAUCCAAACCGGCUGAAGGUGGCUCAGGACUUUGGCGCGCAGUAUGUGGUGAACAAUGCUGAAGCGUCAGCGGAGGAAGAGGUGAUGAAGAUCACGAACAAUGUCGGCUGUGAUGCAGUCAUUGAGGCCGUGGGUGUGCCGGCCACGCUAGAACUCGCACAGGAUCUGGUGGCUCCGGGCGGGACGAUCGCAAAUGUCGGCGUUCAUGGGACGAGCUGCUCUCUGAAGAUGGAAAAAUUGUGGGAUCGGAAUGUAUCCCUCAAAACUCGCCUUGUCGAUACUGCAACAACCCCGAUGUUGCUGAAGAUGUUUGCUGCGGGUGGGUUGAAGGCUAAAGAGUUGAUCACCCAUGAAUACAGUUUCAAGGAGAUGGAGAAGGCAUACGGAGUGUUCCAAGCGGCUGCUCAGCACCAGGCACUGAAAAUGUUGAUUUCGGUCUAG